AUGUCUUUUGUUGAUCAAUUACCAGCUGAAUUGAAGACUGAUAUUUUGAGAAUAUCAGAACUAUCAAUAGAAACAAAUGAUGAGGCAUUGAAAGUGUUUCAAGAUUUAUACGAUUUUUUAACAACAGAUUCCAACAAAAAGAGAAAAGUUCCACAACAACAACAAGAUGAUGAUGAUAAAGAUAUUUAUGAAGUUGAUUCAAUAGAUCCUGGUACUAUAAUAUUUCAAAUAAAGGAAUUAUCAUUCCAAUCUCCAUUAAGAAAGAAGCUAAAUCUAACGUUUUCUAUAUCUCCAAUAACCCAAAAACCAAUUCUUUCUAUUGGAAAAUCAAAUCAAGAUAAACCAGAUUUAGUUAUUGAUGAAUUAAAUAAUAAAAACAUUAAAUUUUCAACAUUUUUACCAGUACCAGAAAAGAAAAAUUUGUUAUAUUUUGUUAUAUUUUAUGAAAAAAAUUUAGGUGAUUCUUUUAAUAAUGAACCUAUUGUAUUGACAUUAAAUCAAGAUCAAGUUAAUAAACAAUUGAUUAGUGAAAAAAUUAUCAAAGAGAAUGAUGAUUUCAAAAUUUAUAUUCAACGUCAAGCUGCUGUUUCAGGGUUCAAAAUCGUUGAUACAUUCCAAAAUGGAUUGAAUUCAUUUUUCGUUUCAGCUCAUAGAGGUACAAAAGAAGGUCUAUUAUAUUUCUUACCAAAUCAUAUAUUAUUUGGUUUUAAAAAACCAAUUUUAUUAUUUGAUUCCCAAAAUAUUGAUUCAAUUUCAUAUUCAUCAAUUACAAGAGUUACAUUCAAUGUUACAUUAGUCUUAAAAGAUGGUGAAAAAUUUGAAUUCAGUAUGAUUGAUCAAAGUGAUUUUGCAAAUAUUGAUAAUUAUAUCAAGAAUAAAGAAGUUCAAGAUAGAUCAAUGAGUGAUGAAUUGAAAGCUAAAAAACUUACAAAGAAUCAAGAUGCAUUUGCAUUAGCAGAAGCUGAAGGUCAAUUACCUGAAGGCGUUGAAGGUGUCGACGACAUUCCACAUGAAGAGGAUGACGAUGAUGAAAAUGAUGAAACUUUCCAAGGUGGAGCAGAAAUUGAUGAUACUUCAGAUGUUAGUGAUGAAGGUUCAGGUUCAGAAGAUGGUGAAGAGGAAGAUGGGGAAGAAGAUGAAGACGAUGACGAAGAGGGUGAUGAAGAUCAAGAGAUUGAUUUGAACAGUGAUGAUGAUUAG
Messenger RNA from Hansenula ciferrii, 1200 nucleotides. RefSeq names its product Rtt106p (gene RTT106). NCBI's taxonomy places the organism in Eukaryota, Fungi, Ascomycota, Saccharomycetes, Phaffomycetales, Wickerhamomycetaceae. The transcript has 2 exons. Gene Ontology annotation, molecular function: nucleosome binding; histone binding. The coding region runs from base 1 to 1200 and encodes 399 amino acids. The record is from RefSeq and is a predicted model, not a curated record.